AUGCCCGACGACCGUCUGCAAAACGCACGCGAAACACUAGACACGCUGCAUGACCUCUCGCAGCUCCUCCAGACCGGUCUUGAUAAACAAACCCUCUCCAUCUGCGUUGGCAUGAUCGAGGCCGGCGCCAACCCCGAUACCCUUGCUGCUGUCAUCAAGGAGCUGCGCAAGGAGAAGGAAUAG
Molecule: messenger RNA, 183 nt
Organism: Apiotrichum porosum
Lineage: Eukaryota; Fungi; Basidiomycota; Tremellomycetes; Trichosporonales; Trichosporonaceae
Exons: 4
Coding region: 1-183 (60 amino acids)
Biological process (GO): mitotic spindle assembly; gamma-tubulin complex localization; microtubule nucleation by interphase microtubule organizing center
Cellular component (GO): interphase microtubule organizing center; spindle; centrosome
Source: RefSeq, a predicted model, not a curated record